This is a messenger RNA of Zeugodacus cucurbitae (melon fly), 2457 nucleotides long. RefSeq names its product RYamide receptor. The record is from RefSeq and is a predicted model, not a curated record. Gene Ontology annotation, biological process: G protein-coupled receptor signaling pathway. The transcript has 10 exons. Gene Ontology annotation, cellular component: membrane. Gene Ontology annotation, molecular function: neuropeptide Y receptor activity. The coding region runs from base 452 to 1960 and encodes 502 amino acids. Lineage: Eukaryota; Metazoa; Arthropoda; Insecta; Diptera; Tephritidae.
AAUAAAAAAUUAAAAUUAAUAAAUUUAAAAAAAUUAAAAUUAAUAAAUAAUGUGCAUUCCAAUGAAGUAAAAAUUUAAGCAGAUUUAAAAAAAAAAUUGAAAAAAAAUAUAAAAAAAAAAUUGAAAAUAAAUUUAUGAAAAUAUAAAAAAUUAUUUAUUUUAUAAAUACCACAAAAUUAAACGCAGCAGUGCAGCGUAAAAUCGCGGUUGCGCUACUUCGUCAUAUUUCCUUCAGUUAAUGGUGCUUUGAAGUGCUGCGUUUGUUGUAAUUAAUUAAUUCGCUUUAUUGCGGUUUUGCGCUUUGACGCCACCCGUUGCAAUUGGAUUAUUGGAUAAUGACGCUGCAAACAAACAUAAAUAUUUAAUACUACCGAUAAAAGUUUAAAUCAUUGACUGGAAGAGUGGAGUACUAUAUACCAAAGUUUUAGGCUUCAAUUAUACCUAUAGCACCAUGGAUGAAUUCCCCGUCGUACAGAUACCAGAAGAUGAAGUACUCGAAGAGGAGGAAUUCGAACGUUUGUACUCCGCUCCAAUAGAAAUUGUAAUAAUACUCUCCAUAUUUUACGGUGGCAUAAGCAUUUUAGCAAUUAUUGGCAACUCUUUAGUCAUUUGGGUCGUAAUAACAGCACGACAAAUGCGCACCGUCACCAAUACAUAUAUAGCAAAUUUGGCUGUUGCCGAUGUCAUCAUUGGACUUUUCUGUAUACCAUUUCAGUUUCAAGCAGCUCUUUUACAACGUUGGAACUUACCUUGGUUUAUGUGUGCCUUUUGUCCUUUCGUUCAAACGUUGAGCGUCAAUGUUUCCGUAUUUACACUGACCGCCAUUGCGAUUGAUCGACAUCGUGCGAUUAUCAAUCCUUUAAGAGCACGUCCUUCGAAAUAUAUUUCGAAAUUUAUACUGUUUGGCAUUUGGUUAUCAGCAUUCAUAUUCGCCAGCCCAAUAGCUAUCGCAUUUCGCGUCGAAGUGAUGCAUGAACGUUACAGAGAGGAUGGUAUCAUCUAUAAUGUCACGCGACCCUUCUGCACGAAUGUCAAUCUCACGGACGAACAACUAAAGGCUUACCGUUAUGCGCUUGUAAUCGUACAAUAUUGUGUGCCCUGCUGUGUCAUCUCCUUCGUCUACGUACAAAUGGCUGUCAAAUUGUGGCUCACCGAAACACCGGGCAAUGCUGAGGAUACAAGAGACAUGGCAUUGAUGCGAAAUAAGAAGAAAGUCAUAAAAAUGCUGAUUGUUGUUGUAAUUGUAUUUGGCAUCUGCUGGCUACCCUUACAGUUAUAUAAUAUACUGUAUGUGACCAUACCGGAAAUAAAUGAAUAUCAUUUUAUCAGCAUAAUAUGGUUUUGUUGCGAUUGGCUGGCGAUGAGCAAUAGCUGUUACAAUCCCUUCAUUUAUGGCAUUUACAAUGAAAAAUUCAAACGAGAAUUCAAUAAACGCUUCAAUUUAUGCUUCUGCAAAUUUCGCACCAAUAACGAGCCACAUGAACGCACUCUAUCAAUGCAUACGAGAGCCACCUCGCUGCGCUCGAACUUCGCCAAUUCGUCAAUGCGUAUACGCAGUAACCUGUAUGCCGAGGCGACUGCUGGUCAAAAUAGAUCAGAUAUCUACUAUACAUACCGUUUGGCGCAUAUGCCACGUCAAAGCCGGAAUGGCAAUAACGCAACGACAUACAAUAUAAUUCCAUACCCGCAGAAAACGUCGCAGUUGCUUGAAUAUAACAAAAAUGGCGCAGAGUUGCAUAAUGCUGUUGUGGCGGGCAAUGCUGGUCAAAAUGUGCCACAGUGGCGACGCAACAACUUUAAGCCACUCUAUCCGGAUGUAAUUGAAUGCGAAGAUGACUUGGAUACGCUGAUGCAUUCGACACCCUCGUCGGAGGAGCCGAAUUCCAACUCGGCGGGAAACGGUAAGGGAAAUGUGAGCGCCGGGCCGGGUUUCAUAUUCAAGGCCAAUGGGAAAAGAUAGCCAGGAACUCUGCCGUGCUAACAGAGUUGCAUAACAUCCUUGUGAAAUCUCAAAAUGGAAAUGAACGCAAGCAACAAUUGAGCGUAUGUGCCGUUGGGGCAACGCCAAGUUCGGGCUUUCGGGGCACUUGUGCUCAUAUUCGUGUGGCUAUUGUUGCUGGUAGAAUUUGCCGUUUUUUGACAAUAAAUUCCUGGUAUCGAGAAGAGACGCGUAUGCGUUGGCCAGCGUUGGUUCGGGCAAGCAAUUCUUUAAUUUACAGUUCGCCAAAAAUGAAUGCGAAGAAACCGUGGCAUCUUACUGAUGAAACCUUGGCAGCUUCUAGGCAGUGCUGUGUGAAUAUGGCGGUAGUAAAAAGCAAUUAUAUGUUUAUAUUCAUAAUAUACAUAUCUCUAUGUGGUUUUAUGUGUGUUCUCAAAACGGAUUUGUUGUUUAUAAAAUGACAAAUUUUGUUUUGAGCUAAAACAAUUUUCAAGUGUGAUAAUAAUGAUUAAAAUUCU